AUGCCAACGACUUCCGCGACGUCGAUGCAAAAGAUUCACCCUCUGGGGAGUUUCGAUUCACUGAUGGAUGACGAUGACGACGAGAUUUCCAUCGUGCUCAACACCGUCAACAAGUUCUUUCAAUCCGGAUCGCCACUUGCCAUCUUCCUCGACUCAUUCGUGAGGGUCCAAGGAUCGCUACCUGUCACUGCAGGACCUAUUCAUGGUCUACUCAGAGCUUCGGACAUUUGGAAAACCACGAACAAGCACAAACCGACUGUCCUGAAUGAGGUUGAGUCACCAACAGAACUUGACCCAACAGACGAUGUUUCCGAUGUCUUUCCAAAGACACCACCCAAGAAAACGAUCCACGUUAUCAUCCGGCGCCCUCCUUCAAUCCAUGCGCCUGUUCCUGUUCCACUCCAUGCUCGCAGCUCCACCCCUCUCUUAGACGACUCUCGCCCCGGCACGCUGCUAUCUGGCGACCUCCAUAGCGACAUCAAAAAGAUCACGGACAAGUUCUUUGCACCAGGGUCAGACGUGGCCAAAUUUCUCGACGCGUUCAUGGGAGGCCAAGGAGCACUGCCCACGGCGACUGGGCCCAUUCUAGGUUUAUCAAGUGCUCGGCGUCGCGGAUUCGGCCAUCCACCAGAGACUUUGUCCUUUAUUUAG
This is a messenger RNA of Linnemannia hyalina, 651 nucleotides long. The record is from the annotation of a GenBank genome assembly. Lineage: Eukaryota; Fungi; Mortierellomycota; Mortierellomycetes; Mortierellales; Mortierellaceae.